CACACGGGAGGCAGAGCUCGCACCGCAAUCUGGUCCCGCACGGCCGGCCGGCUAUGGUGUCGGGUAUGGCAUCCAUCCUGGAAGGGGGAGAUUAUCGAGCCGAGCACAGCCUGACGGCCCCUCUGCACCCGGCCAUGAGCAUGUCCUGCGAAUCGCCGUCCGGGAUGAGCCUGAGCAGCACCUACACCACGCUCACCCCCCUGCAGCACCUGCCGCCCAUCUCCACCGUGUCCGAGAAGUUCCACCACCCUCACCACCAUCAUCACCACCACCACCAUCCUCACCAACGCCUGGCCGGCAACGUGAGCGGCAGCUUCACCCUGAUGAGGGACGAACGCAGCCUCGCUUCCAUGGGCAACCUCUACAGCCACUACCCCAAGGACAUGCCGGCUAUGGGGCAGCCCCUCUCUCCUCUCCCCAACGGGCUGGGCAGCCUGCACAACGCUCAGCAACCUCUGACUCCGUACGGUCCUGGCGGCCACUUGCCCAACGACAAGAUGCUGUCGCCCAACGGCUUCGAUUCUCACGCCGCGAUGCUGUCCCGGGGUGAGGAGCACCUGGCGAGGGGUUUGGGAGCCCCCAGCUCGGCUAUGAUGCCGCCCCUCAACGGGAUGCAUCCUCACGGUCACCCGCAUCCCCAAGCCGGAGGUUCUUUGCUGGCAGAAAGGGAUCGCCAGGCCUCGGCCAGCGGAUCUCAAAGCGGAGGAUCGGGGCAGGUUGAGGAAAUCAACACCAAAGAGGUGGCACAAAGGAUCACGGCCGAGCUGAAACGUUACAGCAUCCCGCAGGCGAUCUUCGCUCAGAGGAUCUUGUGCCGUUCGCAGGGAACCCUCUCGGAUCUGCUGAGGAACCCAAAACCCUGGAGUAAGCUUAAAUCGGGUCGGGAGACUUUCCGGAGGAUGUGGAAAUGGUUGCAGGAACCCGAAUUUCAGAGGAUGUCUGCGCUCAGGCUCGCAGGUACGGAGCGAGGAGAAGCGAGGGGACACGGAGGGGGUGGGGGGCCCUCCCCCACCUACCUGGAUUGUGACAACCCCCCCAUCACCCCCACAGCCAGGGGCCUAAAGGAGGUGGGGACCCGGUGUGGUGUCCCUGAGCAGCAGUUGGACGUCCCUGAGCUGAGCAUGCCUGAGCCGACGUCGCACAGCACGGAAAAGAAGCGUGAGAGAAGUGCAGAGAAGGUGGGAACAAAGGGCAGCGCCGCGGUGCCUGCAGUCCCCAAGAGCCUCCCCGUGAAAGCAAAGGUGGAGCCCCACAGCCUGGACCCCGCGGAGGAGCCGCUCAUCUGGGAAGGGCUCACCCCCAGCAAGUGCAUCCUGGUGGCCUCCAUCAUCGCCCUGCUCAGUGUCAGCUUCCAGGUGCUCCAAGCUCCACCAUGCCCCAGGGAUGAUGUCAGCAGUGGCAAGCAAGAGCCCCCAGCAGCUCCCAUCCAUGAGGUCGUCAUCCCCAAGGAGGAGGUCCCAGAGGUGGUGGCUCCACAGCCCGUCCCGCCUGAGAGCAGCAUGCUGGAGGAUGACGAUGGUGACGAUGACGAAGCGGACAGCAACCUGGCCGAGCCCUGGAUCUUCAAGAAGUGGUUUGGCCGCUCGGAGCCGGGGCAUGAGGAGGAAGAGCCUGGAGAAGAGGAGGAAGAGCCCACAGAGAAAUCUGAGGAGCCAACAGCCAAAGUGGAGCUGAGGAGAGGAGAAACCACGGGGCCCAGAGAAGAAAAGGAGGAGACCCGAGGUCUGGAGAAGGAGGAGAAAACUUGA
Meleagris gallopavo (turkey) is the source of this 1748-nucleotide messenger RNA. The record is from RefSeq and is a predicted model, not a curated record. Lineage: Eukaryota; Metazoa; Chordata; Aves; Galliformes; Phasianidae.